UCGAAGUCCACCUGUGGACCUUAAACAACCGUCAGUUCAUGGGAGAGCUGGGCCUGACCACCUCCUGUCCUCUCUGUGGUUGUCCUGCGGUGUCUCUCUAGUUUCCUGAUCUCUGCAAUCAUGUAGAUCAAGCUGAACUGACUGAGGAGCUCAUUCCCCAUCAGCCACCAUGGACAAACCUGGUUAUAAUACACAUCUGGCUCAGUCUGUUAUCCACCACCCUGGUAACUACCCAGAGGAUCUGUUAGCUUUGGAGGGAUCAUCAACAUCUCAGGAGCAAAAGGCAGAAGUGGACAGCAGGCCAGAGCUGGAGGAGAGCUGCCCUGUUUGUGGAGACAAAGUGUCAGGAUACCACUAUGGACUGCUUACCUGUGAGAGUUGCAAGGGCUUCUUUAAACGCUCAGUGCAGAAUAACAAGCAUUACACCUGUGCAGAACAACAAAGCUGCCCCAUGAACCUUUCACAGAGGAAACGUUGUCCUUUCUGUCGCUUCCAGAAGUGUUUGGCUGUAGGCAUGAAGCGAGAAGCUGUAAGAGCAGACCGUAUGCGAGGGGGCAGGAAUAAAUUUGGCCCUCUCUACCGGUGGGACAGACAGAUGAAGCAACAAAAGGCAAACACUGCUCCUCACAGAGUUAAGAUGGAAACUACACAAACACACUGUCCCCAGUCUCCGAACGACCCUCACCUCAUAAGCAGCCUCACCAAUGAUCCAUCAUCUCCUGAUGCUUUUCAUAUGUCCCACAUGUACCCUUCUGGGAUGGGGCAGUCAGAUGAACCUUUGCCUCUGGACUGCUCAAUGAACAACCACAGAGUACUACCGCCCCCAUCCCUACCUUAUCCUGGACUUUACUGCACUUUUUCUGGAUAUCCCCAGGAGAAUAGAGAAACAUCUUUUAGCUGCAGCGCAGCUCCCACAACCUAUACAGAGCAUUCAACCCCCAGCAAUUUGUUCACAUCAAGAAGCACACCAGCAUCAUCCCCCUGCUCUCCACCAACGUCAGCCACUGCUCCCCUCCAUGCUCCCACCCAGAACCCAACCACCCUUCCAUCAACCACUCAUACACCAAACCUCCUAAACCAGCUACUAGAGGGUGAGAUAGAAGAGAGCCAGCUGUGUGCCAAAGUCCUGGCCAGUCUGCAGAGAGAGCAGGCCAAUCGAGGGAAACAUGACCGUCUAAAUACAUUCAGUAUCAUGUGCAAAAUGGCUGACCAGACUCUAUUUGGGCUUGUGGAAUGGGCUAGAAACAGCAGUCUCUUUAAAGAACUCAAGGUGGAGGACCAGAUGGUGCUGCUGCAGAGCUGUUGGAGUGAGCUGCUAGUCCUGGAUCACCUCUGUAGACAAGUCAUGUAUGGCCAAGAGGGCUGCAUAUAUCUGGUCACAGGUCAACAGAUUGAGGUGUCAACCAUUAUUUCCCAAGCUGGAGCAACACUAUGUAGCUUGGUAUCAAGGACCCAGGACCUCGUGUCUAAACUUAAGGCACUCCAGUUAGACAAGCAUGAGUUUGUCUGUCUUAAGUACCUUGUACUUUUCAACCCUGAUGUAAAAUCGGUGCAGAGCCGCAGGCAAGUGGAGCAGACUCAAGAGAGGGUCAACCGGGUCCUCAUGGAGCACACCCAGCAAAGUCAUCCAGGACAGUCAGACAAGUUCGGCCAGCUGCUUCUCCGGCUGCCGGAGGUACGAAGCAUUAGUUUGCAGGUUGAGGGCUAUUUGUACCAGCGCCACCUUCUUGGGGAUUUACCGUGCAACUCUCUUCUUUCUGAAAUGCUUCAUGCCAAGCAUAAUUAAGAGGAUUUUACAUAUUGAGACUGGAAUUGACUGAGCUGAAGAUUUUACUCCUAUUUUGGAUACUAAGACCCUUUUACUGUCAGUAAGGGGAAAAGCAAUGAACUCAGAAAUCUGUGUAUAUGCAUGUUUGACAGAGUUUGUAUCAACAGUAUUACCGUAUCUAAAAAUGGCUCAAUUAUUCUUCCAACAGUAAUAAUGAAUGAACAUUUAACAUGUUAAUAAACUGUUCAACAAAACAAAUUCAUUUCAAUAAGUGAUUUGGGUUAGCAUGUACAUGUCUAUAUAUAACUCAGCAGUCAGGUGCCUUUUUUAUUUUUUUUUAAUCUGUGCAUUCUCACUUUGCAAAUAAUUCAUCUGCAGAUAUUAAACCCACAAACACUGCAGCAAUUUUAAAAAUUCUAAUGACAGAAAUUAUGCAUAUGAUAAAAA
Messenger RNA from Melanotaenia boesemani (Boeseman's rainbowfish), 2215 nucleotides. RefSeq names its product nuclear receptor subfamily 5, group A, member 5 (gene nr5a5). Gene Ontology annotation, cellular component: RNA polymerase II transcription regulator complex. The transcript is spliced from 7 exons. Gene Ontology annotation, molecular function: zinc ion binding; nuclear receptor activity; RNA polymerase II cis-regulatory region sequence-specific DNA binding. The coding region runs from base 170 to 1786 and encodes 538 amino acids. The record is from RefSeq and is a predicted model, not a curated record. Gene Ontology annotation, biological process: regulation of transcription by RNA polymerase II; tissue development; hormone-mediated signaling pathway. Lineage: Eukaryota; Metazoa; Chordata; Actinopteri; Atheriniformes; Melanotaeniidae.